Salmo salar (Atlantic salmon) is the source of this 2014-nucleotide messenger RNA. The record is from RefSeq and is a predicted model, not a curated record. NCBI's taxonomy places the organism in Eukaryota, Metazoa, Chordata, Actinopteri, Salmoniformes, Salmonidae.
CUUCAUUUACUGAUCCCUCCUGGUGACCCUGUUGGAGUCAUGUUUUGAAGAAGAAAAUUGACUACUUCAAAAUGGAGGUUGCUUCAAUGGCACUGUCCAUGUUGUCACAGACUCUAUAAUGGCACAGGUACAAAGAUGAGUCCUCUAUCUAUCUCUGUGGGUGAAAACGGAUUACCCAAUCUUCACCUAAUGAUAGCCAUUGGGGAGUUUGGGUAAGGUGUGUAAAGAUUAGCCUAAUAUAACACCUUGGUGUGCCUGGAAUUUAUCAAAUUCUCAUUAAAGAAGCAAGCAGCUCAGUCAUGAGUUGCCCCUCUCCUCUCCUCCUCUCCCUCCUUCUCAUUGGUAUUUAUGGACCAUGUUCAGGCUUCAAGAUAUGUGCCUUCAACAUCCAGAACUUCGAUGCCACCAAAUCAGCCAACUACAGAGUGAUGCACACUCUAACCAAGGUUGUGUCUCGCUGUGACAUCUGUCUCCUUCAGGAGGUAAAAGACCUACAGGGCAAAGCCACCAAAGCUCUGUUGGGGAGACUCAACAGAUACAGUACUAGAUAUGAUGACCACUAUCACUAUAAAUAUGUUGCCAGUGGAGGUCUGGGGCGGACACCUGAAGACCAGGAGCAGUAUGUCUAUCUGUACCGGAAUGAGACUGUAGAGUUGACAGAUCGGUACCAGUACACUGACAAAAAGCAGGGGGGUGUGGAUGCUUUCUCCAGAGACCCCUUUGUUGUUAGAUUCCAAGCCAAGGAAACAGUGAUAGGAGACUUUGCUCUGAUCCCACUGCACACUACGGCCUCUGAUGCAAUCAAGGAGAUUGACAAGCUCUAUGAUGUCUUUGAGGAAAUAAAAAGAAAGUGGAAUACUGAGAAAGUGAUGUUCCUUGGAGCCUUCAAUGCUGGUUGUGGGCACAUGACAAGGCAGGACAAGGCAAACAUCAGACUGUUCUCAAACCCUGGAUUCUUCUGGUUGAUCGGGGACAAGGUGGACACCACUGUAGGAGACCUCACCAGCUGUGCCUAUGACAGGAUUGUGGUACACGGACAGCCCUUCCUAAAGGCCAUCAAACCUUAUUCAGCUCGGGUCUUCAACAUCGCCAAGGAGUAUAAACUCUCAAAGGAAAUGGCACUAGAAGUGAGUGACCACUUCCCUGUGGAAGUGGAGCUGAAGACUAAAUCGUCGGGGCAGCUUCAAGCUCAGGUUCAGCCUCUCCUCCUAAUCGCUGUCUCUGUCAUCACCUACGUCCUGCACAUCUUACCUUCGACCAGUGUGGCGUGAGGAGGACUGAGGGCCUUCUCUGGAGUAUGAACCAUAGCAAUAUAAUUAAUUCUAUGGUAUUUACAUCUAAAACUUCCACGAGCAGCUGGUCCUCUCAUGCAGGGGUUCACAAACCUCUCUUCGGGGACACCUAGACGCUUCAGAAUUUUGUUGUAGCCCUGAACUAGCUAACCUGAUUAAUCUAAUCAAGGUCUUGAUUAGUUGACAAGUUUAGUCAGGUGUGCUAGCUCUGGAAUAGAUCUAAUAUAGGGAACUGCUGGGGGUCCCUGAGAAGAGGUUUGAGAACCUCUGCUCUAAUGCACAGUGAUGAUUACAUCUUUGGCUGGUCCCCUUGAGAUUGCAUGAAGAUUUAAGACAUUAAGAGGCAGCAACAUUAUCACUACAUGAGUUAGUUGAUGGCAAAAUGUCCCUCAUCUCCUUUUUCCCAACAUAUCUAUGAAUUUGCUCUGGUGUUGGGUUACUGAUCCCCAUUUUCUCUGACAUCCCGUUUCAGGUAUUUGACUCGUAUCUUGAAUGGAAGGCUACAGCUUUCUGAAGCCCCCACUUCUGUCAAUAAUCUUUGCUUUUUAAUAACAGAGAAAUAAAUAUACUUUGUAAAUGAAUAGUUGUAAAUAUUUCAAGUUACAUUUUAUAGGUUAAGACAAUCUAUGAUAAUGUGGUUUCAACAUUGUCACUAAAUGUUUUUAAAAUGUUUCAUGCCUGUACUGUACCUAUUAUUUGAAUAAAACAUGUAUUGAAAACUA